Scylla paramamosain (green mud crab) is the source of this 11863-nucleotide messenger RNA. RefSeq names its product adenomatous polyposis coli protein-like. The record is from RefSeq and is a predicted model, not a curated record. Gene Ontology annotation, biological process: nervous system development; negative regulation of microtubule depolymerization; cell migration. Gene Ontology annotation, cellular component: cytoplasmic microtubule; catenin complex; beta-catenin destruction complex. Lineage: Eukaryota; Metazoa; Arthropoda; Malacostraca; Decapoda; Portunidae. The transcript has 29 exons. The coding region runs from base 862 to 11043 and encodes 3393 amino acids. Gene Ontology annotation, molecular function: gamma-catenin binding; beta-catenin binding; microtubule binding.
CCACUCAACUAACGUCACCACUCACCGCGCGCCCGCCCUCACGCCCGCACGCACACGCAGGGCCGCGCCGCCAGGGACAGGAGAUCAGGUUGGAGUCCCCUAUUACGUCACAGGUGGUUGAGGGGGAAACUCGGACAUGACAUAGAAAACGGACAUGGUUUGUUUCAGUGAAUAAAUUGAAAAAAAAAGAAAAAAAGAAGAAUUUAAUGUGGACGUGAAAAGAAUGACUACUACUACUACUACUACUACUACUACUACUACUACUACUACUACUACUACUACUACUACUACUACUACUACUACUACUCUUGUGCAGUUAAAAUAGACAAGACUAAAGAAGACAUUCAAAAUAAUAGUGACUUGAAAAAAUCGCAAAUAAAUAAAGGAAAAAAGAAAAAAAGAAAACACUAGAGAGGAAAAACAAUCUUGACGUUGUGAUGAAAAGGAAAAAAAUAGAAAGUAAGCAGAAAAAAUAGAUAGAUAAAUAGAAAUAGUAAAUAUUGAAUAAAGAAUAAAAGAAAAAGAGAAGAAAUAAAUCCAAUUAGAUAAAGAUUAAAGAAAGAAAAGACAGGACAAGAAUAAAAGGAAAAAGAAGAAAGAAACCAAUUAGAUAAAGAUUAAAGUAAGGAAAGAGAAGACAAGAAUAAACAAAAACAAACAUCAAAAUACAAAAAAAAAGAAGAAAGGAAAGAAAGAGAAACAAAGUGAAAAUAAAUAUAUAAUAAAUACGAAAACAAGAAAUAUAUAGACACGAAAGAGAAUAAGAAGAGGAAAGAAAAAAAAAACAACAACUAAUUGGAUUCUGUCUCGUCAGCCUCACCGCCAUGAUGAAAACUCGGUGGAUGAGUGAGGGGGGCAGAGAUGUCCGGCCCGGGAGGGGGUAGCGCUCCCCUCAGCCCUGCUCGCCCGCCUCCCUGUCUCCCUCUAGGCCUACCCCGUCCCCCCGCGUCACGCCCCAAGCAGCCCUCGCUACAACACCAGGUAGGUGAGCUAGAGGCCAAGGCAGCCACCAUGCGGACCGUCCUGUCUCAGCUGGUGGACGCUGACAAGGAUGUGGACACGGAGGGCACGGGUGAUCCUGGCGGCGGCGACCUCACCUCCUCCGUGUGUGACUCCCCGCCUCCCCUGCCCUCCCUCAUCUUCGACACGCCCAUGAGUCACGUCACGCCCGCGCUCCUAGGCAGUGACCCUGACCUCUCCCACCCCAAUGUGUAUAGAUGCGGCAGCCCCCACCCCCUGACGGCCAACACGUCCCUGAGCGGCCUCGUCUUCAACAACAACUUCGGACUAGCCAACGACAACAACAACAUGACCGCCACCACCACUACUACCACCACCACCGCGGCCAACGACUACCUGGACAACCUGGAACUGCCUGACUGUAACUCCAACACUGAGUAUUGCCCGGGAGAGCUGAGGUACUCGUCUCCCCACACGUCCAGGCCUGUCUCUCGGGCCUCCUCCCAAGCCUCUCUUCCCUCCUCCACCUCUUCUCACCUUCCACGCCGCUCGCAGUCCUCUCACACGCCUCCCAGGGGAAACCGCCGGUGCCUGCGCCAGACUCGCUCCGCCUCCAGGGGCAGCCGAACAGGGUCAGGGGGCAGCCUUAACCUCCCUGGGGGCCUGUCCACCUCCAGUCUCAAUCUCGACUCCCAGGAGGACGUUGCCACCCUCAUCCUCACCCUCAGAAAGGAAAGAUCACGACUGCUGCAGGAGAUAGAGGCUGAGGAGGAGGAGAGGGCCUGGUUCUACUCACAACUUGAGAAUCUUAAUCAACAAUUGCGUCGUUCCACCACUGACAACGAUGCCUGCGAGCGGUGGCGCGUGGAGGGCGAGGUGUGCCGGCUGCAGGAGGCCCUGGGGCAGCGUCUGGGCUCCACGGCCAUGAUAAUGCGGCGCCGCGACCACCGCCUGCACACCAUCAAUACCAUAGAGAAGACCAUUCAGAAGCUGCAGCAGGACUCUCUGCGCACCCACCACAACAACCACCUCAACGGCAACGACCAGGACCCCCAACGAGCAGCCUCCCCGCAGGCACACCACCCCACCGACAUCAUGGACGCCGUCAAUGCCAACCAGCUGCAGGAUGAGGACGCCACGGCUGACGACAUCAGUGAGAUCCCGGAAAUGGACUCCCUACAGUCAGACCCUGUCCCACACCACCCUGCUGAGAGGAUGCAGCCCAAGGGCAGGCCGUCCCUCGCCAAUCAGAACUCCAAUGACCUUGAUUCCCCCACUGACACCUUACUGCAGCAGGAUAUACCCCCUGGAAAGCUGCCGCCAGCCAUCGAGGCUGUACUGCGUGGUGCCUGGCCCUUUGAGAAGGCACUAUGGCACUCCAGCCCUGCCUCCAUGGGCAUGCCAUACAAGAACAAUAACCAGGAGGUGCCGGGCAUCAUGGCCACCUCCAGCGUCACCAAUCGCCGCGCCCAGAGCACCCAGCAGCUCCUCACCAACAAGGUGGAGAUGGUGUACGGCUUGCUCUCCAUGUUCUCCUCGGGUGACCGGGAUGACAUGAGUCGCACGCUGCUGGCCAUGUCCUCCUCCCCUGACUCCUGUGUGGCCAUGCGGCAGUCCGGCUGUUUGCCCUUACUCAUCCAGCUUCUGCAUGGAGGUGAUGGGGAUGUAGCGCCCACAAGAGAGACAAGGCUCCGGGCAGCACAGGCACUACACAACAUUGUCCACUCACACCCUGACGACAAGCGCGGCCGGCGAGAAGCAAGGGUGCUGAGGCUGUUGGAGCAGAUCCGGGACUACUCAGACUACCUGUAUGAGCGUCUGGAGCGAACCAGUGCGGGACGAGGGCCACUGCUGGAGGACGACAUGGACCGCCACCCAUGCCCCGCCAUGGCCGCCCUCAUGAAGCUCUCCUUUGACGAGGACCAUCGCCAUGCCAUGUGCACACUGGGUGGCCUCCAUGCCAUUGCCGAGCUCAUCCGCCGCGACCACGAGGGACAUGGCUCCACCACCUCGGACCAGUACUGCAUCACUCUUAGAAGGUACGCUGGCAUGGCCCUCACCAACUUGACCUUCGGGGAUGGCACCAACAAGGCCCUGCUGUGCUCCUUCCGCUCCUUCAUGCGGGCGCUGGUGUCGCAGCUCCACUCCCCCAGUGAGGACCUCAGACAGGUGACGGCCAGUGUGCUGAGGAACCUGUCAUGGCGGGCCGACGGAGGGAGCAAGGCCAGUCUGCGGGAUGUGGGGGCGGUGGCCAUCCUGAUGCAAGCUGCCCUCUCCGCCCGCAAGGAAUCCACACUGAAGGUCAUCCUGUCAGCCGUGUGGAACCUCUCUGCUCACUGUAGUAUUAAUAAGGCUGAGAUCUGUGCUGUGGAUGGUGCGCUGGCCUUCAUCUGCAGCACCCUCACCUACAAGUCACAGUCCAAAACCCUCGCAAUCGUGGAGAAUGGAGGAGGAAUACUCAGGAACAUUUCUAGUCAUAUUGCUGUGAGGGAAGAUCUUCGGCAAGUGCUGAGGGAACACAACACACUGAGCACACUCCUGGGCCAGCUGCGCUCUCCCAGCCUGACUGUGGUGAGCAACGCCUGCGGCACACUGUGGAACCUUUCUGCCAGGUGCUCCCAGGACCAGCGGAUGCUCUGGGAACUCGGCGCCGUGCCAAUGCUCCGCUCCCUCAUAAACUCAAAACACAAAAUGAUAUCCAUGGGUUCAAGUGCAGCCCUGAAGAACUUGUUACAGGCACGGCCAGAGGGCAUGUCCCUGACUGACCCCCGGCAUGGCAUGGGGCUGCCAUCCCUGCAGGCACGCAAGCAGAAGGCACUUGAACAGGAGCUGGACCCCUCCCUUUCUGAGACCUGUGAUAACAUUGAGACAUCUCCACGUUCCUCCCCAACACACCCACAAGGUACAGACCCCCACUUCUACGGCCAGCCUGGGGACGCCACCCAGUAUUACCCAGGGCCCCGGCCAAUGUUCCACUCCCUGGGGGCACAGUACAUGAGGUCCGAGAGCAGAGACUCCAUAUCAUCCACACACUCCGACAACUCCCAUGACCGGAUGCGACAGAUACUGAUGCGUCACCAGCAGGCUGGCCGGGAGGGGAUAGGGGAGGCCGGGCGCCCGCUGGACCUGUCCCUGCGCUCCAUGGCGCCACCAUCACACUGUGUGCCUGACAUUGCUCACAUGAGUCAGGAAGAGCUGCAACGCCACCUGGAGUCCAAGGACUUCAACACGAGUGCUGAUGAGAUCUUCGCCGCACGGGUGAGGGGCGCCAAGGAGGUGUUUGCCAGUCAAUCAAACGAAGCCUUGCCAUUCAACAAUGGCCUCAGCAGCAGCACCUCAGAAGCCACAAGGAACGGCUCCUUCUCUGGCGCCUCACCUCAGCCUCCCUUCAGCCCACGUAGGAGGCCCUCCACCACCGCUGAGGAGGACCGGAGCACAGCUGGGCGUACCUUUGUCAAUGGGAAGCAGCAGCAGCAACAGCAGCAGCAGCCUCACAACGAAGUGCACUACAACUACUACAGCAAGUACGUGAACUACAGCCGCAACCUGGCAGAAGUCGACAUCGAGAACGACUCCCAGGACGAGCCCUUGAACUACAGCCUGAAGUGUGGCACGGGCACCACCCUGAAGACCCCCACCAACGAGUCCAUGGCCAGCAUGACCCAGAGUGUGGAGCGGCCUGUGCCACAGAUUGACAACUAUGUGGUGGAGAGGAGAGCAGAAGCAAGGAAGGCAGAGCCACACACGGAAGCCAAGAGAGAACCUGAGAGCUUUGGCAGCUACACUGAAACAGACCUGGACCAACCCACCAACUUCAGUCUAAGGUAUUCAGAGGAGAGAGAUAGUGAUGAGGCCGCCUUGUACCGCCGCCCUCCCAAGCCUCCCCCCGAACCCGCCGCACAGUUCUUCGAGCCGUCCGUGCACGACGACUCGGUCAAGACAUACUAUACUGAGGGUACUCCUUAUGAGACACCCUACAAUUUCUCCACCGCCAAUUCCAUGACAGACCUGAGAGAGCCUGCCAUCAAGGAGAUUGAGAGGGAAGGGGCAGCCGGGGCCAGCAGCAGUGAGAAGAAGAAAGAGAAGAAAGGCAAGGCAGAGGAGCUGGAGAACAUCGAGGAUGACGGGCGGGACACGCUGGAGCCACUGCCCUCCCAGCCAGGGCCACCCGGCAAGAGUGGCCUCAGCUCCGGCAUGAUGACGCCCGACAAGCCGGUGACCUACUGUGUGGAGGGAACGCCCGUCUCCCUCUCCAGGUUCUCCUCAGUCUCUUCCCUCACCAGUGGGGAAAUCAACGCAAACAAUGCCAGAGAUGGCCUCCUUGGGGACCUGGCAGAGGACCGGGGACACAAGCCACAGGUGACAGUUGAGGAGAAGAAGGGAGCCCAGGAGGGAGCUGGAGAGGAAAUUGAGGAUGCCACCCAGGACGGCAGCCACACUCCCUCCUCACAGCAGCUGGAGAGGCCAGAAGGCAAGAGUGUGCACUAUGAGGAGACACCACUCAUGUUCUCCCGUGCCACCUCCGUCUCCUCCCUCAGCAGCUUCGAGGUCCAGUCCAUCCACGACGACCGGAGCUCUGUUGUCUCAGACUUCAGCCGGUUUACCAGUGGUGCAAUAUCUCCAAGUGACCUUCCAGACUCACCUAACCACACUGUUCCUCCAAGCCCCAAGCGCUCCAGGCCGCCCUCACAGCCUUUCAAGCCUCCACCUGCACAGAUUCCAGGCCCAAGAACCAGCACUGGAGUGUUCAGUGAGGCACCAAGAGCCUUUGUUGAAGAAGGCACCCCUGUAGAGUUCUCUCGAGCCACCUCACUCUCAUCACUCACUAUUGAUGAUGACCUGCCGGUUGUAGAUGAUGGUGUGCCCAGGGAUCGGCUACGAGGGGAUGGCAAGGACAGCAGCGAGACCACCACCGGCAGUGAGGCGUCCCUCUCUGCUGCCCGGGGUCCUGUGGGGGUCAGAGGAAGAGUCUCCACCAGUAUUCCCAGACUUGGACAGGAGCGUGGCGGCCUGAGCCCAGUGGCGCGCGAGGCGGAGGAGGAGGGAGUGCGGGAGGGCGCCAAGGAGCGAGGCGAGGCCCGAUCUCGCGAGCACUCCGGCACGCGGUCCAGCACCCACACGGACUCCGAGAGCGAGGACCUGCUGGCGGAGUGCAUCAGCUCCGGCAUGCCCGACAACACGCGGCGCAACAAGCAGCAGUUUAGUGGCCGCGGCAGCUCCCGUAUCGCCCAGCCCAGCCCGCGCCCCCGAGGUUCAGGCAUCCCAGUGGUGAAGGCCUCCAACCUGCCCACCCAGAUUCCCAGCGGCCCCGCCCACAGCCAUGCCCAGCAGGGUGUUGGUGGCGGGGUCUGGGGGGGAGACACCCUCCGCACAUACUGCACGGAGGACACACCCGCCAGCAUCUCCCACGCCGCCUCUAUCUCGGACCUGUCCACGCUGUCCAUCCCGGGCGAGGAGCCGCGGAAGGAGCGCCACGCCUCGGGUCAGCGGCCCAGCCUCAAUGACUCAGGUGACAACUCCUCCGACAAUGACAACCUCCUGGAGCAGUGUAUCCAGUCUGCCAUGCCCAAGGCUCGACCUGGCGCCAAGGUGAAGGAGGUGAAGCUCGGAGUUGGGGUGAAGAGGCAUGGGACGGGCCACCUGUGUGCACACGGGGCUACCCCAGCUGGGCCUCCCCUCGCCUCCCCGCGGCACUCCCCACACCACCGGCCCGUUCCCGUGGCCAGGGUCACCCCUGCCGUCAAAGUGGGCGGCACCAGGAUAUCUCCACGCCCUGCCCUGCAAGAGGACUCGGCCGGGGAUCAGAUGCGUAUGUGGGCCACGGAGGGCACGCCAGCCACCUUCUCCCGCGCUGACUCCCUCUCGUCGCUCAGCUGUGAUGACGAGGGCAACAGAGCCAGCAGGGACACCAGCCCCAGACCCCUCGCGUCCCCACAUUCCCAGGCCCCACAGUCCCCGCAACCUCAGAGCCAGCCCCCGCGGGCCAGGACACCAGGCUCUCCUCGCAGCAGAAGGUCUCAGCAGGCUCAAAGCAGAGGACAAGAGAUUGACGGGGAGAAGGAGGUUCCUCGGCAGUUUGCAGUGGAAGGAACGCCCGGCGUCAUAUCUCGACACUCAUCUUUAAGUUCCAUCGAAGGCGAGGAAGAGAGUGCCAUCGUGCAGGCGCCCAGCGCACAGCAGGCUGGCAGCGUCCGCAACUACGGCGUGGAGGACACGCCUGUGUGCUUCUCUAGGAACUCUUCCUUAAGUUCCUUGUCUGUAGAGUCAUUUGGAGAAGAAACGACCCCCACUGAACAAGCUCUUCUGCAGCAGUGCAUCAGCCAGGGCAUGCCCAAGAGCAAGUCUGACUUGGAGAGUCACAGUCGCAGGAGGAGGCGUGGGGGCUCCCGCAUCCCCGCCCCAUCAUCACGGUCGCCGGCGCGCCUGGUGCCUGGGGUGCCCAUCCAGCGCCUCACCCUGUGCCGGGACGAACAACCCGCCCAGCCAAAAAACGCGGGAGCGACGGCGGCCGCUGCGGACAGUGUGGACGCAGACGCCGCCAUGCCAACGGCAGAUGUAGAGAGCUCGAAACUCCACACGGACUCCGAGCAGAGCGAGAAGAAUGAGCGCGCUCAGAGGCACAUCAAGGAGGAAGACUUCGAGGACCGGGAGGAGGAUGACGAGAGUGUUGCUGAUUACACAGAGGCAGACUCAGAGGUGACAGCAACCACAGCAGAGAUGUGUCAGCCUCACAGCGACAUGACUAGCGAAGACAGUGCUCCCACAGUGCAGGACCAGCUAGCGACCGAGAAGGAGGCAGUGCAAGAGGAGACGGAGCCUCGAGUCAGUGAUGAGUCAGCAGAGGGCAUGGGCUCCUCUCCUGAUGACAAACCUUCCUGGGUUGAGCCGAGAAACUCUACUGACAAGUCUUCUCCUUCAGACGGCCGCGGCUCCGACACCUCCGUCACGGCGUCCAUGUCUGAGUCAGGUUUUCUGGCCAUGGAGGCCAUGAAGGUGGCCAGAGCUGUGGCAGGUGAGGCCAAGCUGCUGAGUAGUGACGAGACCUCCCACAUGUCACAGAGCAUAACUAGCGCCGCGUCAGACGCCUGCAUCGACAACAUCAAGCCUCCCUCAGCCAUGGGGAGUCUGGCAUCCAUGUCCAACAGCCUCACAAACAGCACCGAGGAGCCGCGCGCCCGCACCAACAACCGCCGCCUGGAGUGCCGCCACACGCGCCGCAUGCCAGAGAUGGUGCGGCGCGCCCUUGGGGAGCAAGACUACGGCUCCACCGAAAACAUGGCCAGCAUGGUGAGUUCCUGUCACUCUAAUGUAGACAACAUUCCUCCUCCCUCUAUGAUGGAUGAUGACAUGGAGAACUCCAUGAUCAGCGUGGCGUCCAUAACCUCCGAGGUGGCGGAGCAGCGAGACUCACCUCCCUCGCCCCCAGCAGACCACACAGCAAUGGUGGCGGCGCCCGCCCGGCAACUGGCAGCCAUCUUCCAACAAGAAGCCCUCAACGCUGCCUCGACCCUCACCCUGACAGGCGGUGACGAAGCUUCCACCUACCAGGAGAUCACAGACAUCACCGAGCACGAGGAGACGGUUGGUCCCGCGAGUGACACAGAACUCGCUGCCGAUGACCUGCCUGUUGAUGUUCCUGAUCUGCCACAAGACGGCUUCUCUUCCCCGCGGUGUGGUUCAGCGCACGCUUCACCUAACAGGCAAGGAACACCACGUGCACGGAGACACCUGCCCAAAGACAGAUACCGCACCUUUACCCGCGGAGAUGGAGAAGUGUCCUCUGACGCCACACCUUCUCAGGACACAGAUACAACACUAGUCGAGGUGCUUCCUUCCUCUCCAUUCGCUACGAGAACGGCGAAACAGAGACGCCAGGAAGAUUCUGAGCGCUUCAGGACCAGAACGAUAUCCUCCUCAGAGGGAACAGUAGAAGCCUUGCCAACAGACCCUGUCCCCACAGGUGAUAAGGGGAGUGAUAAAAUCAGUCCUAAGAAAUCUCCCAAAAAUCGUCGCCUCCAGGACCCUAGUCGCUUCCAGACUCACACAAUAAGUCCAGCACAAAUCUCUCCUGAGGCAGCACCAGAAGUCCCCCCUGUGAGGACUGGAGACGCUGAUGGCGCUCCCGCCUCCCCACCGAAGGUUCAAGGCAAGCAGAAUAUCAAGCAGCGGCGCCAGGAGGACCGAGAACGAUACCAGACCCGCACCAUUGAGGUCCCGCUGGCUGACAUCACCCCAGAAACCGAGCCUGACACACCAGAUGAAGACGACCCUCCCAAGGAGGCAGAGGACGGUCCCCUGGUGGACUUCCAGGACAGCAAUGAGAUGCUUGACCUGACUGCUGAGCAGCUGGAGGCGCUGCAGCAGGACGCCAACAUCGUGAUCUGCACCCUCAAUGAGACCCGCGAGGCCAUGACCAGCGAGUCCUCAGACCUCCUUAGUGAAGAGAACAUCCUGGACAUUGAGACGCUCAGCUUAAUAUCAAACGAGGAUGAGUCAGAGAUGAGAAAUUUUCUUCAGGACUUUGAUGAUGACCCUCCAGAUAAAGACGAUGACGACGAGGUGGAAGAGGCAGAGGCAGAAGCGGAAGCAGAGGCACAAAUGAUCCGGCGCCCCCGCAUCGUGAAGCCUGGGGAGAAGCCAGCCAGACCCCAGGAGGAGGACGAAGGGGCAGGAAAAGGCAUCAGAGGUCGCAGAAAACCUCUGUACUCUAGUGCCAAGAAGUUCAUCACGCCGACCCGGCCCGCCUCCAGCACUUUGAAGACCGGCAUGGUGAAGCCCUCGCCCGUCAGACCCAGCUCCGCCUCGCCAGUGAAGCCUUCGUCACCCAAGCUGCCUCGCGCCACAAGAGCAUCAGCAUUGAGACAGACUUCCAACAUUCAGAAGGGAGGAAGCAGCGGCGAGGACAGUCCCACGGGACGAAACACAGGCUCCUCUGCUGGCAGUAGUGCUGGAUCCAGCCCCAGGCUCGGCCCUGGCUCUCGCAACAACGUGGUAGCUCGGCCAGCGAGGUCAAAGUCCUUGGCAAGACCUGGCCCAGACCCUCCCAAGCCUCUGCAGCGUCAAAACACGUUCACUAAGGAUGACAGUGACACCCCACCAAGUCCAGAGCACAACGCUGUGGCCGAACUAAAAAAAACUCCAACACCUAAUCGAGCUGUGAAGACGAGGCUGCGGCGGGACAUUGUCCAGCCCAGCCCGUCCACGGCGCAACCUGGUCCAGGCGUGCGCACCGUGAUACCAAAGAGUGGCAGUCAGGACCUGAGUCCCACUAAGGGUCGGCCUCCACAGCACAAGUCAGCAAGCCUCACGAGAGAUGCACGGCCGCCCACCUCUUCUGACGUGGCUGAGUGGCAACACGAGGGCACCAAGAAGACUGUCAAAAAGGAGGUGACGAGCAGGAUAGCUAAUUUGUGGAAGAAAGUGGAACGUGCGCAGGCUAAACCCAAGGAAAGUGACAAGAAGGUGUGGAUCACUCGCCCCAAAUCCGCCGCCAAGGAGUCUCCGCCGCAGCCCUUGGUGCGCAGCUCAACAUACGAGAAACUUCCUGUCAAUGGCGCGGCCAGCGGCGGGAGCAGCAGCGAGACGGGAAAGAGUAGGACGAGACUGGGACUGAAACUGGCCAAGCUAAGAGGCCGAGAUACGAGAUCCUCGCCACCCUCCGAGGCCACGACACCCGUUGACCCUCGGCCACACUGCCUCGUCAGUCCGACUCGUGCGCGGGUAGGAGAGGUCACGCCGCGACCUGCAGAAGCAGUACAGCUCCGCCCGCGGCCAGCCACUCAUCCUCCAGGCACCCAUGUGGGGGCACAGCUGGAGGAGGAUAGCGAGGCGCGAGCAAAGAGGUUGUCUCGCCUGGGGUCAUUCAUCGUUGUAGAAGAGGACGGGCGGGUCAAGUCACCUCCACAGUCAGCCAUCGUCCAGCCCUUCAACUACCAGCCUCCCGCCGCGCCCAAGAUCAGGUCUGCGGUCGCCACCCGCAUACCUCAGCCUUCCAAAUCGUUCCUCUCCAACGCGCCGUGCGGCAGGGACGACAACGGGAACGCGGCCGAUCCCAGCGUGGUGACGGGGACCUGGAGACCCUGACCCCAAUCCCCGCACCGCGCCCAGGACACCCAGGACCCCGAGGACCACUGGGGCGCGGGGCCAGGUCCUCAAGGGCUUACCUAGCGCCUGUAGGAUCCGUAUUCCUCAUGUAAUGAAAUAUACUGAGGAAAAACAGACUGGCCUUCCCCCAGCCAAGGAGCGCUGCGGGUGGGCGGUCUGAGCGUGUAGGCAAGGCUGGUGUCUGUUGUAAGGACUACCAGUUCUCUCAUACCACGUGAGGGAUUCAAGGGCCCAGAUAGGCUUUAGGCUGUAACCACCACACCACAGGUAGGAAGAAUCAACCCUUCAGGCUCUGGAACUCCUCGGUACUGUACAUAGUAUAUACUCUGCCCUUCUGUACACCAUUUCAUAUGAAAAAUUACAUAAUUAUUCAGUGCUUAGGGGAUAGAUAAUAAUAUCCUUGUUAAUUUAGUGCAUUUUCACUGCAUUUAGUGUUUCUGUUCGUGCAUUGUCCACUGUCCUUUCUUUUGUCCUGAAUUCUUUGAGCAUGGGCGAGUUCCUGAGCCUGACGCUGCCUUGGCCACGACGAGGCGCCCGCCGCCCUGGCCGCGCCCCACCACUGCUGCACCAGACAGGCGUCCAGGAACGUAACUAUCAGAAGCGAACCAGAUCGUCUCCGCUUUGUGUUAUGUUUGGACAACUUAAUAAGAAAAUGGUAAUAGUACUUGCAUUUACGUGUUCCAAUGUUUUGUGUUUUAUUUAUUUGUUUGUAGAGCUUUGUGUAUAUACCUCUAUUUCUUUCAUUUUUCCAUAUUUUUUGUUUGUAUUUUUUAUUUUCAAUAAAGGAUAUUUGAUUUUU